AUGGGCGGCCGCAAGAAAGGCAAAGGCAAGACCGACGACGGCUGGGCGCCUAGGGACGACAGAACAGGCGAAAUUGUGACUUCCAAUGCAAAGAUGGAGGCCUACUACAAGGCUCAGCACAUCCUCGCCAGCGAGGAAGAGCACGAGACGAUGUACGCAGCGUUCAGGAGAGAUUUGCCAACGACUUUUCGUGUCAAUGGAUCGAGGCCACUCGCCCAAGACUUGCAAGAGACGAUCAAGACAGAAUAUGUGCCUUUCCUAAACGCGAUCAAGCUCGAGAGUGAAGUGACGCCCUCGCUUGAGCCUGUCACUUGGUAUCCCAAACACUAUGCCUGGUCUAUCAAGAUCGCCCGCAAAUUGCUACGCAAGACGCCAGAGUACAAGAAAUUUCAGCAUUUCCUCGUGUACGAGACCGAGGCGGGCAAUAUCACACGUCAAGAAGCCGUCAGCAUGAUUCCGCCUCUCUUCCUCGACGUGCGCAAGUCAGAUUGGGUUCUUGACGCAUGUGCCGCGCCGGGAAGCAAAACAUCGCAGAUACUAGAAGCGCUAUCGGGCUCAGAUGCUCCAUCUGGGUCCAAAGAGGGCUUACUGGUGGCCAAUGACAGCGAUGCAAAGCGAUGCCAUAUGCUCAUCCAUCAGACGCUCCAUCGACUUGGCUUCCCCAGCUGCAUGAUUGUCAACAAUGACGCCAGACACUUGCCGACGUUCUGGCUGCCCUCUGAGCCUGGUAGCGCGAAAGCAAAGCAACCGCUGCUUUACGAUCGUAUCCUCUGCGAUGUUCCUUGCUCUGGCGAUGGGACGUUGCGCAAGAACGUUGCGAUCUGGUCAAAAUGGAGUCCUUCUGAUGCCAUCGGCCUGCAUGCAAUGCAAUUGAGGAUUCUUGAGAGAUGCAUUCAGCUGCUCAAGCCGGGAGGUCGACUCGUCUACUCCACCUGCUCGAUGAAUCCGAUAGAGAAUGAGGCCGUCGUCGGGGCCGCCCUCGCUGCGAACAGGAAUCUGCACCUGGUCGACGCGAGCAGUCACCUACCGGAACUGAAGAGAUCGCCAGGUCUAACGACUUGGCGCGUACUCGACAAGAACAUGCAUGAGCAUCCUACUGCGUCCCCUUCCCUACCCUUUCUACCGCAAACGAUGUGGCCAACAGGAGAGGCGCUCGAUCUCGAACGCUGCAUGCGAUUCUAUCCCCAUGUGCAAGACACUGGCGCAUUCUUUGUCGCCGUGCUCGAGAAGAUCGCAAAAGAAGUUCCGCUCCCCGUUGCAACCGCGCAAGAGAAUGCGCCGGCUAAGCGAAAGCCCAGUCAGGAGCCUGUCGAACGCGCGCCGGCGCCGAAGAAAGUCAAGGGCGGCAGAGGUGUUCUCAAGGAAGAGCCUUUCAACUAUGUGCAGACAGAUCACCCUGCCUUGGGGUCGCUCAAGCAUGUUUCCUCGUCUUUCCUCGGUAUCAGAGAGGAUUUCCCCAUGCAAAAUCUGCUCGUGCGGAACGCGACCGGAGAACCUCAAAGGACGCUCACGCUCACUUCCAAUAUCAUCAGGACUAUCUUGACGCACAACAGCCCAGAGACAUUGCGACUCAAGUCUUGCGGAGUGCGUCUGCUGUCGCGAACAGAGUCGAGCAAGCUCAAAGACUACAAGUCGAUGUGGCGAUUCACUACAGAGGGCAUCGACGUCUUGCGUCCUUAUCUGACAGCUGAGCGAAUCGUCACUGGCACGAUAGACGACCUUCGCACGCUCAUCGGACCAGAGCCGAGUCCUACUCUGUCCGCAUUGAACGAUAGCGCGCUCGCAAGGGCAUUAGAUCCGCUUGAGCCCGGCACACUCCUCUUGCUCGCUGACAUUCCGCGCAAAGCUCAGCAGCUCGCGCUGCCAAUGUGGCUAGCACGAGUCUCAUGCAACCUCCUACUCGACAAGACCGAUCGCAGUGCGCUUAGUCUUAGGCUCUUUGGCGAGGAUCUCAGCCCUAAAUAG
Molecule: messenger RNA, 1965 nt
Organism: Mixia osmundae IAM 14324
Lineage: Eukaryota; Fungi; Basidiomycota; Mixiomycetes; Mixiales; Mixiaceae
Exons: 8
Coding region: 1-1965 (654 amino acids)
Biological process (GO): tRNA methylation
Cellular component (GO): cytoplasm; nucleus
Molecular function (GO): tRNA binding; tRNA (cytidine-N5)-methyltransferase activity
Source: RefSeq, a predicted model, not a curated record